AUGUUACUUGGUCUUGAUCCAAAUACCACUGCUGGAUUGAUAACGAAAGCGUUUGAUUCUUAUGGUUUAAAAGUUACAGUUGAUUAUCAACGAGAUGACACUAUAGGCUAUGUUCAUUUACAGCAUCCAAUUGCUAAGACAGUAGCUGAACGUAUUAUGAGCAGUGGUGGGCUUAGGAUUAGUACUGAAGUUUCUGUACUGCGUGCUUUGGAAGAAAAGGGCAAAGAAAAAGCUUCUAAAGCAGAAGAAACGAAGUAUCGAAAACGCAAAAAGAAUGUUAGAAAUGAAACAACUAGAACAAAACGUUGCAGUCAAAGUUCGACUUAUUCAUCAUUAGAUAGUAUAGGGGAUUUCGUUAAUUCUACAAAAGUUCCUGCCUACAAUAUUCUCAUUCACCAAUCAUCGAAAGGAGAAGCGGAAAUUGUCGAUCGGUCAAAAAAGUUUCGAGACUUUUUGAUCCCAACAUCUCAAAAUCAAAAAUCUUUUUCUAACAACACUUUUGGGUUUAACAGCAAUCCAUUUUACAAUAUUCCGUAUCACCAAUCACCACUUAGGCAGGAACUCAAGUUGGAAAGCAAGGACGAAGCGGAUGAA
This is a messenger RNA of Racocetra fulgida, 594 nucleotides long. The record is from the annotation of a GenBank genome assembly. NCBI's taxonomy places the organism in Eukaryota, Fungi, Glomeromycota, Glomeromycetes, Diversisporales, Gigasporaceae.